Molecule: messenger RNA, 1242 nt
Organism: Arachis ipaensis
Lineage: Eukaryota; Viridiplantae; Streptophyta; Magnoliopsida; Fabales; Fabaceae
Cellular component (GO): cytosol
Molecular function (GO): protein-folding chaperone binding
Source: RefSeq, a predicted model, not a curated record
UAUUUGGAGUCCAAAAUUUUUGUCAAGGGUAGCAAGCAGAAGAUCCAAGACACCAACACCACAAACAAAGUCCCUCUUUAGAAUUGGAAGCCGGCGUUGCACCACGCCAACGCCGACCUCCCUAUCAAGAAGUUCUAGCCCCAACAAGAACAUCAAUGAAAACGAUGAUAAUAAUAAUAACAAUAAUAAUAGUAGUAGUAGUAUUAAAAAUAAUGAUAAUAAUGUGUUACCAGAAAUUAGUUCAAAUCCUCUAAAGAGGAUCUUGAGCAGAAGAGGAACCACAUCAGGUCCAUUAUUAAGGAGCAAUAGCAAAUUGGAAAUAUCAGGGCCAGAGUUGAUAUACCAUGCAGGAUCUCAUCGUCAUGGUGCAUCUUCUAUAAUCAAUGAUAUGGGAAUGUGGAUUCCUGGGGAUUCUGAACAUGUUCCUGAAGUGUCGGUGUCAAGCAAUCUGAGCCGUAGAUUGACAACACCUAUCUUAUUUUCACAGACAACAGUUAGAAGGAAACCACCAGAAGUUGAGAAGAUCAUAGAAUGCUCACUUGAGGACUUGUGCUUUGGAUGCACCAAAAAGAUUAAAGUUACCAGAGAUGUUAUCAAACAUCCCGGGGUAAUGGUCCAAGAGAUUGAGAUUUUAAAGAUUGAAGUGAAGCCAGGAUGGAGAAAAGGAACAAAGAUAAAAUUUGAGGGAAAGGGUGAUGAGAAACCUGGAUACCUCCCUGCUGAUAUAGUGUUCAUAAUUGAAGAAAAGAAACACAAUUUGUUUAGAAGAGAAGGCAAUAAUGACUUGGAAAUAUGUAUUGAGAUUCCUCUAGUAGAUGCACUCACAGGGUGCUCUUUACCAAUUCCUGUAUUAGGAGGGGAGAAGUUGACUUUGUCAUUUGAAAAUACUGUUGUAUACCCUGGAUAUGUGAAGGUUAUUGAAGGUCAAGGCAUGCCAACCAUUAAAAACGAUGGGAAAAGAGGUGACCUCCAUGUCAAGUUUCUAGUUGACUUCCCCAAAGAAUUGAGUGAUGAACAACGCCAAGAAGCUUUUAGAAUCUUAGAAAAUUGUUGCUAAUGAUGACCAUAGUUGUACAUUUGUAUAUUUUGUAUGCAUAUAUGAAUGCAUUUGCUAUCAGUUAAAGACACAAAUUUUCUGGUAAUGAUAGAUAUACAAUUCAUGCACAAUGUUGGCAUUGGAUUAUUUCUCCAUAGAAAAUAGCUGAUAAUUACAUAUAUUUGUGUAUAUAAUACCUAUAAUCA